UUGGUCGUUCAACUCUAACCCAAUGAUUAAUUCAAACCAAAUUGUUUUAUCGAGUGGAUUACAUAUUUGCAUUAGCUUCAAAUGGCCAAUAAUACCCCUGCCAGGAAAGAAAGGAUAUAGUUCCGGUGGCCAGCAGCUACCAACGCUCCUUAGUCCCAGAGCAACGGAUAUAACUGCCAAAAACCCAAACCCAUUUUUCCCCACAGCUCCUUCUCCAACUCCAAUGGCUAACUUAACAAACCUGAACCAUCCAACAGAAUCCAUUCCAAACCUUCUCUCCAACAUUAUCCCCAAACACUCUCCAAACCCUGCACUUGCUCUUCCCACGAAACCUGCUGCUGAAGCAACAAUCAAGGAGCAGCAGCCAUUGAAGUUGCAGACCUCCAGAAGGCUAGCACUAGGCGGCCUUGUCUCUGUAGCCCUCAUUGCCAACAAUGGAGGAGGAGGAGCAUCUCUGGCUGCAGAUAACGGGUUUUGGAUAGACGGGCCUUUGCCCAAUCCCACCAUUGACAACAAAGAGCUUGCAAAUGAGAGGACGGGGAGUCGUUCUUUCCUGAAGAAAGGGAUUUACGUAGCUGACAUUGGAGUGAAAGGGAGAAUUUACAGGAUCAAGAAAUCUGCUUUCGACCUUCAGGCGAUGGAGGAUUUGAUUGGUCCCGACACUCUCAACUAUGUGAGGAGGUACCUCAGGAUCAAGUCCAGUUUCUUGUACUACGAUUUCGAUAAGGUGAUAUCUGCUGCUGCUGACGAUCAGAAGCAGCCGCUCACUGAUCUGGCUGUUAGACUUUUCAACAACUUUGAGCAGCUAGAGGAAGCUGCAAGGAAGAACAGCCUGCCUCAGACAGUGUCAUGCUAUCAAGACACUAGCUUGCUUCUCAAGGAGGUGAUGGAGACAAUGGCCUAGAAACUAAAAACUUUCCUGCACCAUGGUGACAAUAAUGUAACGUGGUUACCUGCAUUACAAUCUAUUCCUCCUGGAAGGAAAAUGCAUCUUCAUAACCUUUUCUAUUGCUUUGAAAAGCUUGAGAUUCGCACAUUGAUGAUUUACAGUAGUGUCAGAUGAAUUAAUGAAUGAACCAGGUGGAUUGAAAGAAGACACAAGAGAGGAAAGCAAGCAAUCAGUAUACGAUAGUGACAAUAAAUAAUUACCCUAUCU
Linum trigynum is the source of this 1156-nucleotide messenger RNA. The record is from the annotation of a GenBank genome assembly. NCBI's taxonomy places the organism in Eukaryota, Viridiplantae, Streptophyta, Magnoliopsida, Malpighiales, Linaceae.